AUGAUGAACAGCGGGUUCAAAAAGAUUUCGAUUUGUACAAGAAAGCGUGAACAUCCACGUGGUACAUCUCCAUGCACAUCACAAAUCUUCUUUCUUCGCAACCGUCGCGUUAACACCCGAUUGAAGAUGAAACAGCAUGCAGUUGACGUAAACGUUCUUCAGUUAUUUGAUUUUCUGCCAUUUGGCAGCGGUGUAACUGAAACGUUUGUAUUUAAUUGUCAGAGAAGUCAAGGCCACAAGUUGUAA
Messenger RNA from Necator americanus (New World hookworm), 246 nucleotides. RefSeq lists its product as uncharacterized. The record is from RefSeq and is a predicted model, not a curated record. The transcript is spliced from 2 exons. Bases 1 to 246 code for a protein of 81 amino acids. NCBI's taxonomy places the organism in Eukaryota, Metazoa, Nematoda, Chromadorea, Rhabditida, Ancylostomatidae.